AUCAAUUAAAGUUUGAUAAUAAGUCUCACGUGUAUUAUGCCCGGGUACAUGUUGAAGGUUUGAAGGAUUUUAUGUACAAUUUUUUUUUAUAUUUGGAUUGUUAAAAAUAUAGAAAUAUCUUAAUAUUAAAAAGUGAUCAUGGUAGAACUUACUACAGAUAUUGAAGUGAAAAAAGUUGAGGGUGGAAGUAUUUUGAAUCAUCCUCCAUUAUUUUCAAAUGAUGGGAGAUGUAUUUAUAUUGGAAGUGGGACAGAUAUUAAUUGCUACAAUGUCAAUUCAGGAAAGUUAGUUGCUAAUUACAGAACUCAUGAAAAUUUUGGAACUAUUAAAAACAUAUGUUAUCAUCCAUCUGAUGAUAAACAAUUAGUUGUAUUCCAUUGUAGGAAUAUUGUUUCUUUUUGGGAAUUAGUUGGUUCACAAUCAGCUAAAAAAAUUAAAAGUCUGUCUAUAAAUCAAGAAGAAUGUUAUGUUCAAAAUGGUAUGUGUCUAUCAGAAACUUGCAAUUCUCAUAAUGUUGAUUGUGCUGUUUUAUCUUUUAAACUACCUUCUAAUGAUAAAACUGAAAUAAAAAUAGGAAUUUUUUCUUUAAAUAAUGGAUCAUUACUUCAUAGUUUUAAUGAAAUUUUUACGGAUUUACCUCAUAUAUGGUCGAUUGGAGGUUUUGAUAAUAUUCCAUUUCUAGCAGCAGCUCAUAAUGAUAUAAUACGCAUUUAUAAUUUAUUAUCAUAUAAGAAAAACAAGAUUAAAUUAGGAUCUAAUCGUCUGGCAACCGUUAUUUGUUGUCAUCCUGUUUCUAACAUUUUAGCAGUUGGAGAUAAUACAGGAAGAGUAGUUUUGUACUACAAUGUGACAGAAAAAAAAAGUAGAACACAAACUGUUUAUCAUUGGCAUACAUUACCUGUAAAUGAUGUAAUUUUCACCAACACAGGCAACCAGUUUUACAGUGGUGGUGCUGAAAAUGUAUUAGUUAAAUGGUUUUGUGAAAAUAUUGAAGCUCGACAUUUUUUACCUAGGCUUCCAGCAAAUAUUUUACAUUUAUCAGUUACUAAAGAUAAUUUGUAUAUUGCCAUUUCUACCAGAGACAAUGGAAUAUUGAUUGUGAAUUCACAAAAUAGAAUUCACUCAACUAUACAAAAAUUUACUUGGGGUGUACAUGCAUCUACUCCUGAAGAAUUUGAAAAAGUGUUUCCAGCUGGUGUUGCAUUUGAUAGUCGCUCUAGAUCACUUGUUACCAAUGGGUGGCCAGGUCAUAUUCAAUUUUUUUCAUUAGACCAAACACAAUUAAAGUUCAAUUUGGAUAUUGUAUGUCAAAAUUAUGUUACUCAAACUAGAGAUAAGGAUGUAUUCAAUGCUAAUGUGUGUUCAUUAGCAAUAAGUAAUGAUAGUUUAUGGUUAGCUACUGUAGAACGAAGAUCAUUUAAUGAAAAAUAUAUUGUAGAUGAUGUACUUAAAUUUUGGUCUUUUGAUGAAAAACAACAAACGUAUUCACUUAACACAUACACAACCUCUGUUGAUAGAAUUUCAAAUGUUUAUUUUCGACCUUUACUUGAUAAUGAUGGACUACAUAUGGUCAUUACAACUCAUAGAAAUGUAUACAAGCUAUGGUCACCUUAUACAUUUAUAGAAAAUGAUAAAAAUAUGAAGCAAAGUAAAAUGAAAUCAUGGCAACACGAAUAUACCAGCAUAAAUUACCACAAUCAACCUCUGAAAGCUAUUAGUUUUUCAGAAGAUGGUUGUGUUCUUGCAGCAUCUUUUGGCCCAAGUAUAAUUCUUAAAGUUCUUCAAGACUCGAGUGAUUUUAAAACUAGCCUAACUCAUGGAUCAGAACAUAUAAAAUUUCUAGAAUUUGGUAAAAAUACAAGUAGUUGGAUGCUUGUUUCUGCAUCUAACACCCGAGUUAUGGUUUGGAAUAUCAUAAGUGAAACAUUGUUAACGACAAUUUGGAUUCAAGUAGACCUCUUAAUUGCUGACCCAAUUUCUGAAUAUAUGGCAAUUUUCACACCAGAAAAUGACCUUUACAUAUUUACUCCAAAUAGUAAAGAAAUAGUUUACAAAAAAUGUAAAAUUUUUGAUGGAAAUAGUAAACAAACAUCUAUUUUAUGGGCUAUAUUUGCACCAAAGUCCAAUACUAAAAAUGGACAAACCAAUUCUUGGUUAGAUAAUUCAACACUUUAUAUGUUGACCAAUCAUCAAGAAUUAUUGAAAUUUGAAAAGACUGAUAAUCUUCAAAAUGUUAUUGAAGCUUAUGUCGAUGACAACUUUACCAAUUUAACUCCCUUGGGAAGAAUCAUUUCUAAUAAGUUUCAAAGCAAUAACAAAAAUAUUUAUAAAAAAACCCAGUACAAUUCAUUUAUUGAUGAAAAAUCUGCUUUUGAAAUACUCAAUGAACCUGCUCAUUUAAUGUUACCUUUAGAAACACAGUUAGAAAAUAUUUUACUGGCCUGUUUGAAAUAUGAUUAAUUGCACUAUUAAUAUUUUGAUAUAAAAUUGUUUAAAUUAUAAGUGUAAUUAAAAUUUUAUAAUAAAACAAUUAAUUUUUAAAUACUGUA
This is a messenger RNA of Daktulosphaira vitifoliae (grape phylloxera), 2549 nucleotides long. RefSeq names its product WD repeat-containing protein 75. Lineage: Eukaryota; Metazoa; Arthropoda; Insecta; Hemiptera; Phylloxeridae. Gene Ontology annotation, cellular component: nucleolus. The coding region runs from base 139 to 2460 and encodes 773 amino acids. Gene Ontology annotation, molecular function: RNA binding; protein binding. The record is from RefSeq and is a predicted model, not a curated record. The transcript has 15 exons. Gene Ontology annotation, biological process: positive regulation of transcription by RNA polymerase I; positive regulation of rRNA processing.